UCCACAGUCCGGUAUAUUGGGGCGACCUUCCAGCUCGACUGCGCGAUAGACUCAGCGAGUAAUCGGGAUAACUGAUACGUUGUCUAAGAUUUUUCUGUCGUAGGCUAUGUCGGCUCCAGAUUAGAUGACGUUGUGGACGCAUGCUGAAUCUAGCAACACAGUAGCAAGCAUUCCGCCGCGGAAAACCGUCGCCAUCCCGGAGUUGUGGCGGUUUUGCUCUGCAGUACAGGUAUAAGGGGCAUUGAGGUAUUGCGACUGUCAACAACGGGGUUUGGCUCGAUUCAGGAAAACAAGGCAAUUGUCUUCGCCCUUCCGGUGUGCUCCACAUUCGAGGACUGACAGUCAAACGCCAAAGCGCAUCUUCAGCUAAGACAAAGUCGAGCUGUGAUCCAAGACAUUUCAGCAGGUUGACUUUCGAGAUGGCCGAUAUGAAGUUGGCAGCUGUCCUCGUGACGACAACCUCUUUGCUCGUGCACAUUCGAGACCCAGACCUGACAUCCGACUUCGCAGUUUCACCAGGAACGAAUGCUUCUGCUCUCAGAGAAAUCUCAGAGACUCAGUUGCUGCUGACGGCUCCUUCACAUCCACGACCGUCUCCACCUUAAUUUCCCCGCCCAAUCCGGUAUCGGC
This is a messenger RNA of Marchantia polymorpha subsp. ruderalis, 630 nucleotides long. The record is from the annotation of a GenBank genome assembly. Lineage: Eukaryota; Viridiplantae; Streptophyta; Marchantiopsida; Marchantiales; Marchantiaceae.